Messenger RNA from Gasterosteus aculeatus aculeatus (three-spined stickleback), 6831 nucleotides. It is a transcript of the gene rusc2, whose product is annotated as RUN and SH3 domain containing 2. NCBI's taxonomy places the organism in Eukaryota, Metazoa, Chordata, Actinopteri, Perciformes, Gasterosteidae. Gene Ontology annotation, cellular component: cytoplasmic vesicle. Gene Ontology annotation, molecular function: protein binding. The record is from RefSeq and is a predicted model, not a curated record.
CAACCCACCGAGCGCGGCUGCCUGUCUGUCCGCCCCGCAGUCCUUCACAGAGACCGUGCGACCAGCAGCCCACCGGCCCGGUGUGUCAACGGCCACGUAUGCUGAGCGUCGAAAACAGACCGACUGCCGACCCGCUGCGGCAAGAUGUACCACUCUGACCACGGCGUGGACUUCCAUGACCUCUCCUUCCGUGUCCCUGGCAUCCCUGCCCAGCUGGGUCCGGCACGCAGAGCGUGAACUCCGCUCCCAACCAACAGCACAUCCGGCGUCCGCUUCACCCGCACCGGGCCUCCGUCUGCUCCGGGCCAUGGACAGCCCCCCUAAGCUGUCGGGCGAGACCCUGAUCGUGCACCACAUCCCCCUGGUGCACUGCCAGGUGUCCGGCGGGCGGCAGGGUGGCUGCGGGAUCUCGCUGAAGAGGGGCAGCCCGUUCAUCCCGCCGGAGAACCUGGGCUUGAGUCGCACCACGUCCCUCCCCGAGAGGGACGUCCUCCAGAGGGAGGCGCUGGUCUACAGCAGCCUGAUCCAGACCUCCGGCGGCGGGAGGGGAGGCAGCACGGCGAGCGAAGACUCGUCCUUCGCCUCCAGCAAUUCUGAGGACCAGCUGAUUGCCGCUCACACGCUGCCCAGAGCCAAGCCGAGGAGCAGGAACCCACUGCGCCACAAUCCCUUCCUGCUCAACACCGAGGACGAGGACGACGAAGAGGAGGAGGAGGAGGAGGACGGUGACAACCUCAGCGGUUACCUCGAAGACUCCUCCUUUCACCUGCACAGUGACAGAAACUCCGCCCUCGGCGACGGGACGGCUCCCUUCCGCCUCCACGACCUCGACUUCGCCGCCGAGCCCUUCCUGCUGCACAGGUCGGUGGGCGGAAGCCGGCGGGGGUCCCUGAGGGCGGCGGCCUCCGACCUCUCCCACGCCCACCUGGAGGACCUGGACAUCCUGGGACUGGACAGCCAGCUGCGCCUCGGCAGCAGCGGCUCCAACAUGUCCAUGGACUGCGGGGAGCAGGACUGGGCCGAGGAGGACGGGGAGGACGAGGACCACCCCAUGAGGUGCGGCCGCAGCUCCUCCGGCUCCUGCUGCGCGCUCUCCCAGGACCUCGCCCGGCACUUCCCCGAGGCCUUCCCGGACUGCCAGCAGGGCUACGGCAGCGACUCCUCCUGCAACAGCUCGGACGGCGUGCUGGUCAACUUCAGCGCCAUUUACAACAAGAUGAACAACAGCGUCCCGGAGAAGCCGCCGGCCGCCGGGCGCACCAACCUCAACGGCCCCACCGACCGCUGCUGCGCCUCGCCGGUCACCGACCCGCCGGGGAAGCGCGGAGGCUCCACCGAAGGGGCCUUCUAUCUGGACCUCCACACCUCGCCGACCGAGCCCCCCCUCCCGCAGCAGCAAGCCUUCCCCCUCCUCCGCGAGCCGCACCUGUCCACCUCCUCCGCCUGCUCGUGCGCCGCGGAGCACCAGGGGGUCCUCGACCUCGACGCCAACUGCAACGCGUACCACCCCCCGCGCUGCGGGUCGGCCGGCGACCUGGCUUCCUGCCUGCAGAGUCAGGCCCGCCUGGUGGUCGCCACGCAGAACUACUACAAGCUGGUCACCUGCGACCUGUCGUCCCAGUCGUCCCCGAGCCCCGCGGGCUCCUCCGUCAACAGCUGCUCCCCCGAGCACAGCAAGGGCAGCCCCACCCCCACCCAGCCCCACGAGUACUUCCUGUUCCGGCAGAGGGCCGACGAGGACGGCCUGGAAGAAGAGGACGAAGAUGGAGAGUCGCGUCGGCGGGAUGAUGACGGUGGUGAUGAGGAUGACGAAGAAGAAGACGAGGAGGAGGAGGAGGAGAGGAGGAAUCAGCAGGCGGCCGUUGGAGGCGACGGCGCCCCUGCUGCGCUCCAAGGCCGGGUCUACGUCAACGUCUCCCCUCCCGUGGUCGGCGGCGGCCUGAUCGGAGCCCCCCCGGGAAGCCGCCCCCGCUCCCGCAGCUACGACCGCAACCUGGACAGGUCUCCGCCCCCUCGCCUCGGCUCUCUGGAGCGCAUGUUGAGCUGCCCCGUCCGGCUCAGCGAAGGCGCCGCCCCGACCUCGACCCCGACCCCGCCCCCGCCCCCGCGAGUCACCUCCUUCGCCGAGAUCGCCAGGAGCAAGCGGAGAAACGGAGGCUCGGGGAGUUCGCCGCCACUGAAGGAGCUGUUCUCCUCCACUUACUCCACCCACUCCCACUCCUCCCUGGACUUCUCUCCCAUCCCGGAGCAGCGCCCGGAGGUCGACUGUCACAGCCUGUCGCCUGUGCCCUUCACCAGAUGUUACAGCCAAGGCAGCGCCGAGCGACACCUGGAGGGGGCGAGGGAGACCCGGGCCAAGGCUGAAGGAGGCCUGUCCACUUCCUCAGAGAGCCGCCCGGCGGUGGUCCGCUACACUAAGGACCAGCGGCCCACCUCCCUGCCCAUCCAGCCCUUCACCUUCCACCACCAGUUCGCCUCCAAGCCCCCGCCGCCCAAGCCCCUGCCGCCCGGCUGCGCCUCCGGGAUGCAGGGCCGCUCCGGGGAGCCGGUGGGGGAGGACGGAGGAGACGCAGCCGAGCGCGUGCGCGGGUACCGGGGGUCUGCGGCUGCAGCAGCCCCUCCGCCCGCAUCGGUCCGCCCCUCGCCUCUCGGGAGCUACUCCCCGGUGCGUCUCCAGGGGGCGCCGAGCUCCGGGACCUGCUCCACCUGCACCCCGAGCCCCCAGCCGGCGCACAGCCUCUCCUGCCCGCUGCGCGCCGCGCCGCCGGCAAAGCGGGGAGGGGCUUCGGCGUCCGUGCCGCCGAUGCUUCCCCCGGUGCAGGGGCAGUGCUUCCAUCGCGGAGCUCCGCCCACCUUACCGCCUCUAGACAGCGACGCGCUGAGCCCGCUGGGCUGCGUGGAGGGGGGGGACCACGUGGAGGGAGGCAAAGCAGCCAGGACACAUUAUGCGCACCACCUCUCCCCCCAGGCUCUCAAAUGGAGGGAGUACCGCCGUCGGAACCCUCUGGGGCUGGAGCGGUCCUCGGGGGGGGGCCACGCUUCCGCCGGAUCGGGCUCCCUCUCCGGUAACCCGGAGCCCAGAAGGGGCGGGGGUCCGCGACCCGCCAGACGGAACGUGUUCGAUUUCCCUUCAGCGCCCUCCGGCCCCCCGCCGGGACGCCUCAACGCGGGGGCCCAGUCGGCGAAGCUGCAGCAGAUCUACAGCGACUUCCUGCCGGACUACUUCUCCCUGACCGAGAGGCCUCCGGAGGAGUUCUGCCUCUCCCCCGACGCGUCGACCUCCUCCUCCCCCUGCGGCUCCUCCCCCCACAUCUCUGUGGACAUGACGCAGAAGAGAGGUUUGGUGAAAGCCGUGAACACGGCAGUGGAUCUGAUCGUGGCUCAUUUCAGCACCAGUCGAGACGCAGAUGUGAAGGCCAAGCUGGGGAACAGCUGGGUGAGCCCCAACGUGGGUCACCUCAUCCUGAAGUACCUGUGCCCGGCCCUGCGCGAGGUGCUGCAGGACGGCCUGAAGGCCUACGUGCUGGACCUGAUCAUCGGACAGCGCCGCUGUCAGCCCUGGAGCCUGGUGGAGGCCUCCACGCAGCUGGGUCCGUCCACUCGUGUCCUCCACAGCCUCUUCUCAAAGGUGAGCCAGUUCUCGGAGCUCACCAGCCACAGCAUGAGACUCAACGCCUUCAUCUUCGGUCUGCUCAACUUAAAAUGUUUGGAGUUCUGGUUCAAUCACCUGUACACGCAUGAAGACAUCGUAGCGGCACACUGCCACCCGUGGGGUUUCCUCCCCCUGUCGCAGGGGGCGUGCCGGCCGCUCUUCGAGGAGCUCCUCCUCCUGCUGCAGCCGCUGUCGCUCCUUCCGUUUGACCUGGACCUGCUGUUCGAGCCGCACCUCCUCCAGAAGGGCCAGGAGCACCUCCGCCGCAAGGAGCAGCUGUGCUCCGCCGGCCAGAGCGUCGACCAGGCCACCCGCUCCACCUUCCAGCUCAUGCGGGGGUGGAGCGCCACCGUGAGCGAGAUGGUCCGGGACUCCGGCGCCGAGGCGAGGAGAGAGAGGCCGGGGCUGAGGCGCGAGGGGACGUGGCCGAGGAUGGAAGGCGUCGGCUCGAGGACGGAGGGAGCGGCGCUGCGGUUGAGGAGCGAGGGGGCGGCGGCGGCCGAGAGCGCGAUGGAGGUCGGCUUUGCCAACCUGUGGAAGGAGAGGGGGGUGAGCGGGAGGAGGAUGAAAGGCGUGGGACAGGAGAGCCAAGGAGACGGCGAGGAUGGGCAGCAGAAGGACGGGAGGAAGGAGAAAGGGAAGGACGCGGCGGAGGAGGGGCGCCAGCGGCAGGAGCGACAGGCGGGCUGGUGGUACCAGCUCAUGCAGUCCUCCCAGGUUUACAUCGACCAAUCGGCAGAGGGCUCAAAGUUUGUGAAGACGGAGAAAAGGAGGAAGUCGUCGGAGAGGCGACCGAACCAGCCGCCGCCCACCAGGGAGGGCGUGGUGGAGGGGGCGGAGUCUAGGCAAGAAGGGGAGGGGCAGGGCAGUGGGAAAAGCAGCAGCAGCAGCAGCUCCGGCGGGGAGCCAGCGGGAGGCAGGGGGAGGCCGUCAUGGAUGGGCAGCCCGCCAGAUUCUGUCCUCAACCAGGAGAGAGAGGCUAAGCCCCCCGAGGCGGCAGCCCACGAGGACAGCCCCUCACAGGGACAGGGGCGGCGCUGGGGCCGGCUCUUUGGAUCCAGCGUCGGUUCUCCUUCGAAGGCGGAGCCAGCUGAACAGAAGGCCCGAGCUCAGAAGACCAGGCCGCCGUCUGGGUGGCUCUCUCUGGACCGGACCGUCCUCGACCUCGUGGCUCAGACCAUCGGGGCAGGAGGCGCGAAGAAGGCGGAGCCUCCGGCAGCGCCUGUCCGCCCACAAACCACGCCUCCACCCACGACAACCCAACCGACUGAAGCCAGACAGCAGUCUCCAUGCGACGUGCGAGCGCUGUGUCACCACAUCGCCACCGAGCCCGGCCAGCUGAGCUUCAACAAGGGCGACGCCCUGCGGGUCCUGGGGAGGGCCGACGCCGACUGGCUGCUGUGCUCGCUGGGCUCCGUCCGGGGCCUGGUCCCCAUCGUCUACGUCACCCUGGGAAGCAUGGAGGACAGCCAGGACGCCGCUGGGCUCGGACAGCGCUGAAGGGCGGGAGGACGCGACGCGACGGGAGGCGGAGGCGAACCGAUGAAGCAAAAAACCAAAAGAAUACGAUUUUUGAGCUGGUGGCACGUUUGAAGGGAAAACGUUGUAAAUUAUUUAAUGAUGCUGUACGGAGGCGUGCGAGGGAAGCAUGCAGGCAGGAACACUAACUGACUUCAAGACGGACACGUAUGCAUGCAUACAUCCCACACUACCCAAAGCUGCUCCCCCGCCAUGCCAGCUUCUCCCCGUGACCGCCAUCGGCCUCCCCCCUCGCCAGCGCCUGUGGUGACGUAGCAUCACCACCAGGUGGUGACGUAGCAUCUCUGCUUCUCGUCCUGUUGCUUACUUGGUGCAGAUUGAUCUUCUAAAUUCACGUAGAUAAAGCAGUGACUCCUUUGCUGUUUUUGGUGAGUUGUAAAAGAAAACUGUAUCUACGAGACGUAGUGUAUUAUUAUUAUUAUUAUGAUUCACUUUGUUAUUAGUGGGACAGUAGAAGAAUCCCCACAGGAGCUCGUUGGAAGGUUGUUUUAAGUUCACCUCUAAUCUCUAAAGUCUGUUUGUAUGAAGACAAAAGUGACAAAAAAACAGGCAGACAUGGUUAAAGUUACUGGAAGGAACUUUUAACUGGUUCUGAACCAGUCUCAGUUUGGUCCUGGUCUUCUACGUGAACCAGUCUCAGUGUAGUCCUGGUCUUCUAUGACCUCCCAUCAGUAGAUGCGACGUGAACCAGAACCAGGGCAGAGAGGGGCUGACUGUCCGUAGAAUGAGAGGUUUUCUAAAGGGACCCUGGUGGUAGCAGACACUACCACUUUAGUCCACAAGGGGCGCCAGAAUCAAUAGAAAUAAAAGUUCCUCAUAGUAUCUUAACGAGAACACACAAACCUUUUAGCAGUCUGAGGUGUGCACGUGCAUCCGACCUGAUGGCACAUGUGGCCACAGCUAUUAACACCUGGAAGACGUCCAAUGGAAGCGUAGCGCCGUGCGGAGGCCUUUCUGAGUGUGUCGGGUCUCGUUACUGCUAAUUACUGAUAUGCAUUUAGAAUCGUAUCUAUGCCUUAGAUUUCCUAAAGGAGAAAAAAGGGAGAAUAGCCGCGUCGGACACCUUUAAGGCGAGUGACCUAAGAUUUGUCCAGACAUUAUAUUUUGUAUGAAGUGUUCAUGGCGACCGAGUCUCGCUGUCUCUGAGGACAAAGAGGUGAUAUUUUUGUUCUUGUUUAAAGGGAAACCCCAACACAAGGUGUGUCAGUGUGUACUUCCUGCCUAACCAGGUGUAAAACGUGGCCUUAGCUUCCAAAGGACACAAAGUACGGCUAUAAACAUAAAACCUGGAUAUAUGAGAGAUGCCCGGUCCAAAUACUUCACGUUAUAUAACGGUCAAAUCAGUGUGCAUUCAUUGUCCACACAUGAAUAUCAUUUAGCAAGUUUCCUUUUGUAGCAUUACUGUACAGCUCUUUUCAUGUGUCGUUAUCCACAUUUCAGCAAUGUCAUUGAACUGUAAAUAUAUUUAAAUCCUGCAGAGCUCCAUGUAUGAAUGUUAAUACAGACCCCCCCCCCCCUGCCUGUAAAUACCUUCAGUAUCCACAGCUCUUCUCUCUGUGUGUCUACGGCUAUAAGACGUGUACGUAUGACGAUGUCAAACUACUAUGGAUGUUAAAUAACAAAGUGAUCACAAACUCAAA